UGCAGUCAUUUUUCGAUUGAACAGCGAAAUUUUCCAUCAUGUCGGGAGAUUUUUAGAUUUUUUUCUAAUUUUCCAUCUUAAUUUUUAUUUACAACGUUUUCCGUAAACGAAUAAACGAUUAUCGAAUGGCAACGGACUGGCGGGGCUAAAUGGGCCUCAACGGCGGCAUGGAGGCCGACGAAGAGGAGAAGAAGAAGAAGAUCGACGAGGAUGUCAUGGUGUUCCUGAGGAAGCACAGCGAGACUGACGCCCCGAAGUAUGCCGCGCGGCUCAAGACGUACGUGGACUUGCAGCACAAGCGGCGCCGGGCCGCAGCGGCGAGGAGGCACUCGGAACAGAUGCUCCACGCAGCAGCAGCGCGGAAGAGGAACGAGUUGGAGCAGAACAAAACGAUGGAGACGACGGAACAUCGCGGGGAGGAAGACGAGCGGGCUGUGGGGAAACGGCGCGGGGACAAGUUGAAUAACCGGUCGUUCUCGCGGUCGCGGUCUGGCGAGCCGUCGGACAGAUGCGGGCGACGCAGGCGCAAGCGCCGCCGCCGGAGCUGUGGCAGGCGCAGACGCCGCCGCCGUCGCAGCAGACGACGCCGCCGACGCCGUAGAAGCUGCGGGAGACGCCGCCGCCGACGCCGCCGCCGCAGCUGCAGCCGCCGCCGUCGCCGCCGCAGCUGCCGCCGUCGCAGAAAGAAGCGUCGUCGCCGCCGUUGCUAACUUCAUACCAAUCUAGAUUUUUUAGGUCCGUUUAUCUUAUCGUGUAUUGUCGCGGCCACAACUUUUAAAAUUCAGGGGUGUGAUGUCAUUUUGUAUGUGUUUACUGAUUUUUGAAUA
Ostrinia furnacalis (Asian corn borer) is the source of this 827-nucleotide messenger RNA. Its product is annotated as protamine-like. The transcript has a single exon. The coding region runs from base 150 to 710 and encodes 186 amino acids. NCBI's taxonomy places the organism in Eukaryota, Metazoa, Arthropoda, Insecta, Lepidoptera, Crambidae. The record is from RefSeq and is a predicted model, not a curated record.